AUGGACCCCAAAUGGCUGCUUUUUGCGUUGUUUGCCGGUUGUGUGAUGGCGCAGGAGCGUCAUCAUCAUGAAUACCGUCGCUACGAGUGUACUCAAAAAGCCACCGGAAACGGCACCGUAUGCUCGUUGACGCUUAAGAAGAAGCGGAACGACGAUUCGAGGGAAUACCAUGUGCCGGUGAACCAGGGGUGCUUCGAGGAGCGCGGGUUCCGCGGCGCGGCCGUGCUGUGCCCGCUGUACUGCCCGCAGACCGGCGCCGCCUACGUCAUCGCCAAGAGCCCCUCCAACAACCACAAAUGCGUCAACUUGGACACGUACAAGACUGAAGAGAGGAAUGGGCAAUGGUUCUUCUGGCGCACCGGCAAGUGCAUCGAUCAGGAAAUGACGUUCGAGCUCGGUUGCCACUUCCUUAUCCCCCCGGAGCAGGCGAAUGUUGAGGAGUUCUUCAAGAAGGUC
Molecule: messenger RNA, 456 nt
Organism: Mesorhabditis spiculigera
Lineage: Eukaryota; Metazoa; Nematoda; Chromadorea; Rhabditida; Rhabditidae
Source: the annotation of a GenBank genome assembly